AUGGAGCUGGCGAUACUGAGAGGAGAUAUCUUUUCGGUAAUUGCUGUGUCCACUUCUGCUGUUAUAGACUGCAUGACGAACUGUCCAUCAAUCUACCGUGGCAACUGCUAUGGUACUGCGAAAGCAGUAUGCCCAACUGCGGCGGAGGCCAACGCGAUGGUGCAACCAGAUGGCGGAGAAUGUCAACAAACGUGGACUUGUCCUGCAGGAACAGCAGCAUACUACUACACGGGAGGUAAUCCUGUUGGACAGUUAUAUGAUGCGACGAUGCAAUAUGCUGUAUGCUAUGCUAAUCCCGAUUAUCAGUGGUACUACUACGAUGGUACCACGCCAAUCGUUGCUGUCAGCUGCGAAAGCCCGGCCUAG
This is a messenger RNA of Cooperia oncophora, 366 nucleotides long. The record is from the annotation of a GenBank genome assembly. NCBI's taxonomy places the organism in Eukaryota, Metazoa, Nematoda, Chromadorea, Rhabditida, Trichostrongylidae.